Messenger RNA from Pangasianodon hypophthalmus (striped catfish), 3118 nucleotides. RefSeq names its product adiponectin receptor 2 (gene adipor2). The record is from RefSeq and is a predicted model, not a curated record. Lineage: Eukaryota; Metazoa; Chordata; Actinopteri; Siluriformes; Pangasiidae. Gene Ontology annotation, cellular component: plasma membrane. Gene Ontology annotation, molecular function: signaling receptor activity. Gene Ontology annotation, biological process: adiponectin-activated signaling pathway. Bases 378 to 1445 code for a protein of 355 amino acids. The transcript has 8 exons.
CGACAUCAAGAGAUGCAGCCAGUGAAAGAGGAGUCAGUUGACAGAGCCGCGGUCGGUGCGAGAGCUGCGGAGUGAGGACACAAUUUACCCGAGUCGCGGCAACUCUGUGACAAAAACACUUAAAGAGCAGCUUCUGACUCCCGGCUUUGGAGGUUCUCUGGUCCCCCGUGGCGCAUCGGUAGCGAGAGGUGACAGUUUGGACAAAAUCAUCCUGGUGUCGAACAGCAGUACGAGAGAGAGGAGAAACUCCAGGAGACAAGCUGGACGGAGCGGAGCUGAGGGAGAAGGGCGAAAGCCCAGCAUUCGUCCUGAGACACAGAGUGUGCAACACCAACAGCGCCAGCACCAGCAACUCCACCUCAGACAGCCAGGACACCAUGAGCUCAGGCAGCUCCAAGUCAGACUGUACACAGAACGAGACUGCGGCCAUUAGAAGAACGGUACACCAUGAAGGAGACAAGAGAACAGAGGCAGAGGAAGAGGAGGAGAGGAGCUCGGAUGAAGGCUUUAUGGGGAUGACGCCACUGCUGCAGGCCCACCACGCUAUGGAAAAGAUGGAGGAGUUUGUCCAUAAGAUGUGGGAAGGCCGGUGGCGUGUCAUCCCUCACGACGUGCUGCCUGAUUGGCUGAAGGACAACGACUUCCUCCUGCAUGGACACAGGCCACCGAUGCCAUCCUUCAGAGCGUGCUUCAAGAGCAUCUUCAGAAUCCACACAGAGACGGGCAACAUCUGGACUCACCUUCUCGGUUGCCUGUUCUUCCUGUGUCUGGGGAUCGUGUACAUGUUCAGACCCAACAUGUCGUUUGUGGCGCCGUUUCAGGAGAAGAUCGUGAUUGGCGCGUUCUUCUUGGGAGCGAUCCUCUGCCUGUCCUUCUCCUGGCUCUUCCACACAGUCUACUGCCAUUCAGAGGGCGUCUCUCGGAUAUUCUCAAAGUUGGACUACUCAGGCAUCGCGUUCCUGAUCAUGGGUAGUUUUGUGCCGUGGCUUUACUACUCCUUCUACUGCUCCCCUCAGCCCUGUGUUGUUUACCUGAUCGUGGUGUGUAUCCUGGGCCUCGCCGCCAUCACUGUCUCCCAGUGUGACUUCUUCGCCACGCCGCAGUACCGAGGAGUAAGAGCUGGUGUGUUUGUGGGCCUGGGCCUGAGUGGAGUUGUGCCCACAUUACACUUCGUAAUCUCUGAGGGCUUCCUCAGGGCCACCACUAUCGGUCAGAUGGGCUGGCUCUUCCUCAUGGCCGCCCUUUACAUCACCGGAGCCUGCCUUUACGCUGCGCGCAUCCCUGAGAGAUUCUUCCCCGGCAAAUGUGACAUCUGGUUCCACUCGCACCAGCUGUUCCACAUCUUGGUGGUUGCGGGAGCGUUCGUGCACUUCCACGGCGUGUGCAACCUGCAGGAGUUCCGCUACACGGUGGGAGCCGGCUGUACCGCGGACGGCGCUCUGUGAGACCCCGCUGCACCACCAGGGGGAGACAGCGCUCUCCUUUUAUUACCACCACCGCCAGUAACACCUCCUCCUCUCUCAACUGUCUCACUCCACUACAGAGGGCUGAACAAGAUCUUUUCUUCUGUUUGUUUUCCCCUAAUUCCUUCUCUCCUCCUCUUCUGCCCUCUUUAAUAAAAAAAAAAAACCUAUGAUGUGAUUCAGUGGAGCUCGAGGGUGGACCAAUUCUGAAAUACUGAUUUACAGAAUUGUUUUUGAGGUCUGUAAACAAUAUGACUUCAUGCUGUUUGCAUAUUAACUGGGUUGGGGGAAAAAAAAAAAAGGUGUGGAAGUUUGCCUUUAAAGGUGCAAAUGGUUUUAACUGUUAUAAACGUUAUUAUUAAUGUAAAUAAGAUUUCUAAACCUGGGUUAUAUAGAUUUUUACAAAUGUUAAAUAAUAAUAAUAAUAAUUAAAAAAAAAAAAAAAAAAAACAUUAUAGUAUUGUUAAAUUGAGCGGAAAAGAUGCAAUCGGUGCAUCGAUUAGGAUCAUGGAGUCGGCAAAUUAACUGUGCACUUCUGAACCAAAAAUAAUAAGAGGGUGAAAAUAAGAAACGUGACUAAAGGACCGGAGAGAAACAAGAUUUUGGAUUGAGCUGAAUGAAGCAAUAUUCGCUGCUUCACAUGAAAGUGCACAGCCAAGGUUUGUCUCCGAGGCUGUACCAGUGUGUAUCUUUGGCUCGCUGAGUCAGAAGUCCACAAGAAGCCAUUGUGAGAGUUUUUCUGGCAAAGCCAUAAUCCUGACAGGCGCCAGGUCCAACAACUGGCCUUAAGAUAUCGUUUUCAGCCUCCUUUUUUUCACACAAGGAAUUUCUGCUUCUCUACUUGGAUGAUAGCACCUCGGAUCACACGUUUGUUUUUUAUGGGAUGUUGAAGAAGAUGCUGAGAUGCGUCUCUGUGUGUUUAAGCGCACGUUUUAUUUCAUUGCUAUGAUGCGCUGCUUGUUGCUUCAUUUAAUUUUGCAGUCUGUUCGGUUGGGACACUUCUUCUUCUUCUUUUUUUUUUUUUUUUGCAUUACAAUGCAGGAAAAGCUUUAUUUUUGUUUCAAGCUUUUUGCUCGCCUUUUCCAGAGGGCUUAUGGAUCAUGUGUUACAGAUCCAUGAACACAUCACACUGUGUUUCAUCUGCGUAAGAGUAUUACUACAGUCUGCUCACAUCAACAUGAGGCAAACCCACUUCGUAGGACGUUUUAUAAGAUCAAGGGCCGGAACGGAGGCAUGCCACAGCCACCGUCCGUUUCAUAAACGCUGCCUUACACGUCAGCUCGUGUUGAAAAGAGGCAACUCGGGGAUCAACGUCAACGUCUUGGAACUUCGAUACAGGAUAAACCUGUAGACUGCACAUUCAUCCGUCUGUAAAAGACUUUGACAGUGUUAUCGGUGUAAACUGUCGACCGCUGUGGGCCCUGACUUCACCACCAACACAAGGCCUUGAUUCGCUGCAUUAUAUGUUUAAUUCAUUUCUGAUGAGGUUGAUUUCCUUUUUUUUUUGGUCACUAUUCUUUUUAAUAUUAAUUUAUUAUUGAUUUGUGAGAGGUGCAUACUAUUUCUCGUUGAAGCACACAAAGUUCCGAGUGUCUGCAGUAGAGCCUUUAUAUCUGCUGUAUUGUUCUAAUAAAAUGUUUUUGAAUCCUUCUGAA